ACAAUCGUGGAAGCCACUUACAAUACUUAGAGCGAUUUGAUUAUUGAUUAUUAUAUUUUACACGGUUAGUUUGUAUUUAAAAGUGAAUAUUAAAAUGGGGAAGCGUUAUUACUGUGAUUACUGUGAUAGGAGUUUUCAGGACACACUGCACAACAGAAAGAAACAUCUAAACGGUGUUCAGCACCACAGAGCCAAGAAAGCCUGGUUCGAUCACUUCAGAGAUGCUGCUGCAAUUCUACAAGAUGAGAGAACCAAACAACCCUGCAGGAAGUUCUUACAGACAGGCCAGUGUGUAUUUGGUCCUAACUGUCGCUAUUCACACAUGUCUGAGCACCAUAUGAAUGUUUUGGAGCAACAAAUUGAAGAUGAGAGGUGGCUGAACUCUGAUCAGGGAAAAUCCCUCACAGAACCUUCACUAGACAAGUGGCUCUUGAGGAGAGAGAAGAGGGCCGUUACAACCAAAGGAAGUGUUUUAAAACUGGAAGAGGAAACAGGAGCUGAAAGUAAUGAAGUUCCACAGUUUUUGCUGUCUAUUCCAGAUCUUCCUCCAUCACUUUUACCAGUGCAGCCUGCAGGAUGGAGAGGUGCAGUUCACACUGACUGGGGUUAAAUGGGCAGAAUACAAUUUUAUGAGGAUAUUUAUGUGUUUAUGAAUCUCCAGACUGCAACCUAAUGCAUGGCUAAAUCCUAGCUUUGGGUAUAUAAAAACGUCUACUUCAAUAAAUAGUUCAAUUUAAAAUGUAUACAGUUAUACAUUUGUUAAGUUUUGCACAGGGGGCCUAGGUUAUCAUCAUGAAAGCUGCAUAAAAAAAUCAGCACUCAGUCCCAAACUACUGACAUAUUAAUGCCCACGAUUUUGGAAUGGGGUGUCUGCCAUCCUAUGGUCAGGUGUCCAUGUUCUUUUGGCUAUAUAGUGUAUUUCUCUAGGUCCUUUUGAUCAUAUAAUAUUUUUGAGAGCUGCCACCAAGACAGCACAUAUUUUGUAUUUGUUUAUGUUUACUCUCGAAACACUGAUGAUUGUUGUCUUGUUCUUGGCUUCUAACAGUCACAUGAUCCAAGCUCCAACAUAUCCUCAGCUAACAAGUACUCUUCAGAAAUUUGACCAGUAUCAAAGCUUCCCACAUCGCUUAAUUAAUCUAUGCCCAAACAUUGUAGUUGUUCAUGGUGGAUGGUGUGAUUUAAAUCCUGUCCUAUUCGAGAGAUAGAUGGGUGCUGCUGCUAUUUUAAUUGUUGUUUGCAAGCUUUAGAGGAACACCGGCCUCUGUUGCCUUUGUAUGUCUCUUGUGUCUUAAGGCUCUGAUUGAAAAUCCAAUGUGCCGGAGCAUUUUCAAUUUACUCCCAAUUGUUUCACGCAGCUCUGUGCCUGACUGUUUAGCUUAAACAGGCUUGGCGAGGGCCCCAUCUUUACUGUGAUGAAUAUUACAGAAGACUUGGAUUAUUUCAGAUCCUGUGAUAAAGCACCCUGAGUAAAGGCAAUGUAUAUAGCAUGAUACAGAGCCUUAGUAUCUCCUUGUAACACCUGGUUACCUUGUUCAGACUGCAAGGAACAGAACAAUCAACUUCUAAUAAACGUCAGUCUGCAUUAGGAAUGAAUAUAAGAUUUUUAGCGUUGCACUGGGGCUGAUAAAGAUAUCUGGGGUGAUUCACAGUGAAAGUGAGUAGGGCUGUAGUGGUCAAAGGGUCAAAUACAGCACCAGUUGGGUGCAUCUACAGACAAGGUAUCAUAAGACGCAACUCUGUGGAAUAAAGGCCUCUUUUGUGUUUAUAACCUGAUGAGCAGGAAGUAUCUGGUUUUUCAGAUGUUAUUUUCUCAGUCUCAUGAUAAAUUUGCUUUAAUCACUGUUAUUACAUUUCGGUUUUAUUGUUUUGUGUGGAAUUUUUACCUUAUUUGCAAUAAAACAAUAAAAUGACAAUUGAGCUUACAACAUGAACAAAACUAGCUUCUAACUGCCUGUGAUAUUUUGCAUAAUGGAACAAAACCUUGCAAAGAUUUGACUUGAAUUCUAUAGAAAGGUCUGAUGUUGGAAUGUUUAGCAUAAUUUAUGCAGCUAAUAAUUCAGUUACAUAAUAACAUAGAGUACAGUACUGUUUUGUAUGGUCAAAAAUGCCCAUUAAUUGAUGAUAUAAUUGUAUGUUCUAAGAAACAUAUGAGCAGCAGAAAGUCUUCAGAUGUUGUUAAAGAGAAACUGUUGCAGUAGCAUCAAAGACCAUGUAAUACUGUCAUGCUCAAGCUGUCAGGUUUUUUUUUUCCAUGUGGUAAUUCAUUUACCUUGUUGAUAUUUGACUGCCACAACCCCUGUGUUAGUGUGGGGUUUCCGUUUGCUUUCUACUUCCCACAAACAUGCAGAAUGUGGAAUGGCGUGUAGUCUGUUAUUGUGUAAUUGUUGCCCUGUGGUGGAAUCCUGCCUGUUUCAGGUAGUUUCCAGGUAGCACCACACACACUGUGAUCCAGACCAGGAAAAUUGAUAAAAUGAGUAAAUGGAUGAUUGUGUGGAGAAGGAAAAAGCAGAAGUAUAAGUCACUUGUUUAAUAUGCUGUGUAAUCUUCUAUAAUAAUUUUGGUAGGUGUAAACUUGCUGAUGCACAUUUUGUGCUUCCUACUGUCUGUCAAGAACUCAGUCGACAAAAGAAACCCGUAAACAUCACCAGUUUAUUUCAGUUUCUCACAUGAUACAUUUACAUGUUUACAUUUACUUCUCAGCACGGCAGACUUCGCAGCUUAUUGUUGAUAUAUUUUUACAAUUUACAUACAACAGGUGUACAGAAUGUUCGAAUAUACAUGCUGUUUUUGAAGAGAUGCUGUACAAUGAAUUGUAAUAAUAUUGUAUGUUACACUUAAAGCAAUGUGCCAAAAAUAUUAGUAAAAAAGUAAACAAAA
This is a messenger RNA of Trichomycterus rosablanca, 2877 nucleotides long. It is a transcript of the gene zmat5, whose product is annotated as zinc finger, matrin-type 5. Lineage: Eukaryota; Metazoa; Chordata; Actinopteri; Siluriformes; Trichomycteridae. The record is from RefSeq and is a predicted model, not a curated record. Gene Ontology annotation, molecular function: zinc ion binding. Bases 95 to 610 code for a protein of 171 amino acids. The transcript has 5 exons. Gene Ontology annotation, cellular component: U12-type spliceosomal complex.